This is a messenger RNA of Aedes albopictus (Asian tiger mosquito), 540 nucleotides long. RefSeq lists its product as uncharacterized. The record is from RefSeq and is a predicted model, not a curated record. The transcript has 3 exons. NCBI's taxonomy places the organism in Eukaryota, Metazoa, Arthropoda, Insecta, Diptera, Culicidae. The coding region runs from base 212 to 529 and encodes 105 amino acids.
ACAUAGCUUCACUGUAACUGAAUUCACAUUCAUUUUAUGUAUAUCCAUUGAAACUCAUAUGCAAAGUACAUGAAACUCAUCAUAAUACCCUAUGACAUUCGUGUGUCAAUACCAUGCAUUUUAUAUGGAGUGAAGUCAUAUGUGUUGCCCGACAAAAAUUAUGUGAUUUUCACAUGUGAAAAUUUGGUGGCUUUGUAGCAGUGCAAUCAAGAUGGCGACUCUUACUGAUCAACUGUUGGCAGAUCUGGGAUUCUCAGAGGAAUCAUUGGAUGUUUUCCGACAGUGUGGAAUCCAGUUUUACGAAUUGGUGACGUAUUCGGUGGAUGAUUUUGAGUCCAGUUUGGGUCAGUGCGACGUAAAUUGGAACUGUCCGAAGAUUUUUGAGUACGUCAAUGCAUGGCGAAAACGUAACAAGUCAACCAUUCUUCAGGCUCUGAGGUCUGAUUUAAUCGCUGACAAAGAAAAUCAAGAUCCAAAUAAUCAAGAAACGACGGACAGCCAGCAACUUGCAGACGACGGAAUAAGGUAGAAGGAAACCGA